AUGCGUCAAUCGAUGCGAACAGGAGCUGUUGCAGCUCUUGCUGCCUCUACAGCAAAGGGUGCCUCCCUCGCAGAUGUUUGCACUGUCGCCAAUGUCCAAGCUGCUUUACCAGCAAACGGAACCUUUAACGGCAUCAACCCAAUCUCAUCUUCCGUUACUGCCAACGCUGUUUACAACUCCACAGUCAGCUCGGUAGCUUACGACUAUUGCAACGUAACUGUUACUUAUGCCCACCCUGGUAAAGAUCAAGUUGUCGUUUGGUACAACUUCCCAAGCCCCGAUGUCUAUAAGAACCGUUUCUAUGUUGGUGGAGGAGGUGGAUACGCUCUUGGCUCCGACCCAACCGCAGGUCUACCAUAUGGUGCCGUCGGGGGUGUCUCAGAUGGCGGCUAUGAUGCUAUUGGUGGUACCACUGUUGAUGAGGUUGUCUUGACUGGAAAUGGCUCUGUUAACUGGGAUAGCAUCUACAUGUUCGCAUACCAGGCACUUGGUGAGAUGACUCAGCUUGGAAAGGCUAUUACUCCAUUGUUCUAUGGCAGCAACUCAAGCGCAAAGCUCUAUACUUACUACGAGGGAUGCUCUGAUGGUGGGCGUCAGGCUUUCCGUUAUGGACAACAACAAGUUAACCACUUAUUCUCCAACGUUGCCGAGAUCAUGAUGAACUACUUCCCACCUACUUGUGAGAUGGACAAGAUCGUCAAUAUGACAAUCGAGGCUUGCGAUCCUCUCGAUGGACGUACCGACGGCGUCGUAUCCCGAACUGAUCUUUGCAAGCUCAACUUCAACAUUAACAGCACUAUCGGCGCCCCUUACUAUUGCGAGGCCUCAUCUAGUAGCUCCCUUGGAUUUGCAUUCGGUCAAAAGGUAAAGAGACAAAUGGGUCAAUCCGCCGUCUCUACACCUGCUCAAAACGGGACUGUCUCUGCUGAAGGCGCUGCUCUCGCUGCUCAACUCUACGAUGGCAUGUUCAACUCAAAGGGUCAACGUGUCUACCUCCCAUGGCAACCAGCUUGUGCAUUCCAAGAUGCCACCAGCUCCUACGAUAACACUACCGGCACAUGGGGUGAUGAUAUUGCUUCCACCGGAGGUGAAUUCGUUACCAAAUUCAUUCAAAAGCUUGAUCUCGACAACCUUGCUUCGCUCGACGGCGUCACCAUGGAUACUCUCCAAGAAUGGAUGACUGAGGCUAUGGUCAUGUACAUGGAUAGUUUACAAACUACUCUCCCUGACCUUACUGAGUUCCAAGAAUCUGGAGGAAAGCUUAUUCAUUACCACGGAGAAUCUGACGACAGUAUUCCAACCGGUUCUUCAGUCCACUAUUACGAUUCAGUCCGCUCCAUCAUGUACCCAAAUCAAGAUUUCAAUGCCAGUGUCACCUCCCUCAAGGAAUGGUACAAGCUUUUUCUUAUUCCAGGAGCCGCCCAUUGCAGCACCAACACUCUUCAACCAGGCCCUUACCCAGCCGACAACAUGGCUACCAUGAUCGACUGGAUUGAGAACGGUAUUGAGCCAGAGAGACUCAACGCUACUGUUGGCAGCGGUACUUUUGAGGGAGAGGUUCAAAAGCUUUGCGCCUACCCAUUGAGACCUAUCUGGGAUGCCGAGGGAACCUUAUCUUGCGAGUAUGACCAAGCUUCCAUUGACAGCUGGACUUACACUUUCGAUGCAUUCAAGGUGCCAGUCUACUAG
This is a messenger RNA of Botrytis byssoidea, 1689 nucleotides long. RefSeq lists its product as uncharacterized. The record is from RefSeq and is a predicted model, not a curated record. The transcript has 3 exons. The coding region runs from base 1 to 1689 and encodes 562 amino acids. Lineage: Eukaryota; Fungi; Ascomycota; Leotiomycetes; Helotiales; Sclerotiniaceae.